This is a messenger RNA of Archocentrus centrarchus (flier cichlid), 6150 nucleotides long. RefSeq names its product aryl hydrocarbon receptor-like. The transcript is spliced from 11 exons. The record is from RefSeq and is a predicted model, not a curated record. Gene Ontology annotation, molecular function: transcription cis-regulatory region binding; protein dimerization activity; nuclear receptor activity. Bases 361 to 3303 code for a protein of 980 amino acids. Gene Ontology annotation, biological process: response to xenobiotic stimulus; regulation of transcription by RNA polymerase II; xenobiotic metabolic process. NCBI's taxonomy places the organism in Eukaryota, Metazoa, Chordata, Actinopteri, Cichliformes, Cichlidae. Gene Ontology annotation, cellular component: nucleus; aryl hydrocarbon receptor complex.
UAAUAAUAAUAAGGCGGCGUUGUUUAUCCAAAGAAGAGGGGUUGGACAUCAGCUAGAUUCUGUGCCAGGCUUUCCUUUACUUCCAUUUCCUCCCCUCCCAUUAGACUCACCGCCAGUAUUCAGUAUAUAGUCACGGUCUUACCCUCACCGCACUGCCGACCAAGGUCAGCAUCAGUGACCGCCCUCGGGAGCUGUCAGUGCGGCAGCAGACCUCCGCGGACCCCGGCAGCUUUAUAUAAUACGGGAUUUAGACCAAGAGGCCAAAUAAACGACUUGUGCCGUGCGGAUGGAUGAAGCCUGUGUAGCGCAGGACUGAACACAAGUUUGGCGAACUUGUGAGAACUAAUCAAACGUGACACCAUGUUGGGAAACCCAGGGACCUACGCUAACAAGAAAAGGAAGAAGCCCGUCCUCAAACAAAAGAAGGUCUCUGAGGGCAAUGCAGUGGUUAAAUCCAACCCGUCAAAGCGUCACCGGGAUCGGCUGAACGGGGAGCUGGACAGGCUAAUGGACCUCCUGCCCUUUUCUGAGGAGGUGCGCUCUCGCCUGGACAAACUGUCAGUCCUUCGUCUCAGUGUGGGAUAUCUGAGGGUCAAGAGCUACUUCAAAGCCACCAUGAAGAACAAUAAAAGCAAUCUAAUGUUUCCUGGAUUGAAUGGGCAGAACGGGAACAGCAUGGACACUACACCCUUCAGUGAAGGGGACAUGCUGCUCCAGGCUCUGAAUGGGUUUGUAAUGGUGGUCACAUCAGCGGGACUGGUGUUCUAUGCCUCCUCAACAAUGAAGAACUACCUGGGUUUCCACCUGUCGGAUGUGGUUCACCAGAGUGUGUUUGAACUUAUCCACACUGAUGAUCGAGCCAUCUUCAGAGAGCAGCUCCACUUUGCUCUCAGCCCACCUGUUGCAGCAGAUGAGGAUGCCUUGCAGAGUUGUGGUAACACGAUGAUGUACAAUCCUGAGCACCUCCCACCAGAGAACUCUUCCUUCCUGGAGCGGAGUUUUGUGUGUCGCUUCCGCUGCCUCCUGGACAACUCCUCUGGUUUUCUGGCUCUGAAGUUCCAGGGGCAACUGAAGUACCUCCACGGCCAAAGUCUGCUGACGGACAGUAACAGACCUCAGCUGGCCCUGUUUGCGAUAGCCAUGCCUGUCCAAUCUCCAUCCAUUGUGGAGAUCAGAGCUAAAGUGCUCCUGUUUCAAACCAAGCACAAGCUGGACUUCACUCCCACGGGUAUUGAUAGCAGGGGGAAGGUCGUUCUGGGCUACUCAGAGACUGAGCUGUGUAUGAAAGGCUCCGGCUACCAAUUUAUCCACGCAGCUGACAUGAUGCACUGCGCCGACAACCACAUCCGGAUGCUGAAAACAGGAGAGAGUGGUUUGACCGUGUUCAGGCUCCUAAGCAAGCCAGGCAGCUGGUUGUGGGUGAAGUCCAAUGCCAAGCUGAUCUACAAAGGAGGGAGACCUGAAUUUAUCAUUGCAUAUCAGAGGGCUAUAAGUAACGCUGAGGGCGAGGACUAUCUCCGUCAGAGGCGACAGCAGCUUCCCUUCAGCUUCACCAAAGGAGAGGCCACCCUCUAUAACACCGGCCCCACGGUGGAUAUCCCACAGUUUCAGUCCAAUAAAAUGUUCAGCAACAGUGACAUGAAGAAAGAUGUGGUGCCUGGCUCUUUGCUGGACUGCUUCUUGAGUCAGGAUGAAAGUGCUUACACUCAGACAGUGAAGACCCCUCUACCUGUGGAUCAGGUCUUCAUGGACAGCAGGGCCCUGGUCAGUGUUGUCAGUGAUGCAUGGCAGGGGAACGAGGCAGUGGCUACAAUGAGUGAGCCUGUUGUGGUGAAAGAGGAGACCAAGCAGUCAGUGAUGGCUGUGAUUGACAAGUUUGAGAAAAUGGCAGAGAAUGGUGAUUUUUGUGCAGCUUUGCAAACUCUGGAGGUAGAUAAUGCUGAGCUUAUAGAGUGGGAAAAUGCUCUGAAAACAUUAGGUCAGGAGGAUCCACAGAAUAAGGUUCGAUCUGACUUGGACAAUAUUGUCGCUAGUGACAUAUUUGACUAUAUUGAUAGCAUUUUGUUCAAGGAGAAAGCAGAAGAGUGUCUGGACACUCUUCCUCCCAACUGCCUCACAGUUAUCAACAACCAUCAGCAGGGCCCCUUCACUCAGGCUGCCCACUUUUCAGCCACUGAUCUCUGUGAGCCACAGCUAUUACAGGCACCCAGCCCCGAUUGCACUUACUCUCCCGUGAAUGGCCUCCACAUUCACCAGCAGGAUCCAGUCACCGCAGCAGCGACAUCAGGGCAAAGCAUGGUGGAACCUGCUCAUAUGUUCAGCAGCACCCAGAAACUCUCUCACCAGGGUCCCCAGACUGACACCAGCCUGCUUUCUCUUCAGCAGCUGCAGCUUCAUGACAUCUUCAGCCCAUCUAUUGAGCUCCCUGAUCUCACUGUCCCUGACAACUCAGCUGAUGAUGCUUUAGCUCCUUUUCAUUCUCAUGGGCAGGCAUCACACAUGGACUUCCAUCAGGAGAUUUCUGUCCAGCAGGCCAACCAUCUCCUGCUACAUCAAAACAGUUUGCAGGCACCAGCAAUGGCACUACCAAACAAUACACCUGUUGUAAUGAAGCUGCAGUCUCCAAUUGUAAUGGACAGCGUGCCUCCACUGAUUCCUUGCAGUGACUUUACUUUCACUAAUACUCCUAAUAUUCCCUUUCAGUUUUCAUCACCUUGUCUGCAAGAAAGCCUCCCUUUUGAAAAGCACAACGUUCAUCUUCAGCAGUGGGCACAGAUCCAGCAGCAAAAGCUGCCUCAUGCUAGCAUCAUGCAGAAUGGACACAGGACAAAUCCAGCACUCCAGAGCCAAAAUUCACAAAGCCAAGCUUUGCCCUGUGCUUUUUUUUUGCCGAGGAAUGACACCGGGCCGACCCAAACACAGCAGGGGGGACUGGCAGGUUGCCAGAAAGAUACGCCUAGCAGCUGCAUGUUUGGCCAACACUUUUCUUCCAGGCCAGCAGCAGGUGACAUCCUGCCUAUCUCUGCAUCUUCAGGCCUCACAGUGGCUGGCACACCUUUGGAUCAGGGUUCUCUUCAAGGUUCCUGCUGCUUCCAGUGGAGCCACCGUGAGCCUGUAGUGGGCACAUCAGCCAUCAUCCAGGAGAACGUUAACAACAGUCCUCUUAUUGCUCCGCCCAGCAUGCCUUCCACAGAGCACUCACACAACAUUCAGCACUACCUGGAAGGCAACAAACACAUACUGCAGAAUGAUCUCAGCACGGCUGAGCACAGUGGGACUCCUGUCACUCUUUCUCUAAUGUAGCCCCAUGUCUGAUGGAGCAGAGGCAACCCUCCAUGUUGCUGCUGGUGCUACAGCUGCUGGAGAAGGACAAACCCCAGUUUAUUCUUUGCCUGUAUCAGUGCUUAGCCACACAUUCACACGCUUCACUUGUGUUAUUAUUGUGUUUUAUAUCCCUCUGUAUCAUAUUCACUUUGUCCAGGCUGUUAUGUUUAAAAUGUGUUGCUUUAGUGAAGAUCCACUAUGAUAAUAAUGAAGUAUGAAGCUGCAGGUGCAUUCACCAGGAUGGAGCUUGAACAGGAGGGUGGCUCAGGUGAAUCUAAACAGCCAAAGAUGUUUUUUUAAUAAGGGAAUUCAGAUUUGAAUGCAUAAUGAUGUUUUUAGUGUAAUCAUUCUAAACUUUGAUGCUAAAGUUUGUUAAAGUUAUAAUCUAUAUAACAACAGCAUAAAAGUCACUGAGCUUUGCCUUUGAAUUGAUAUAAUUACAGAUAGAAUAAUCUGUAUAUUUUCAAUAAAACCCUUAAAGGGCCUGACUGCAGUGUAUAAAUGUGAUACUAGUUUUACAAGAAGGUCUGCACAUGCUCAGAAUGCCUUAGCAUGUGAUGCCUGUGUUAUCUGUGUGCAGUGUAAAUGAGAGUAUAUGUUCCAGUAUGCAGAGAGAGCUCACGUCCCCAAAUUUCACACCAGCACUUGACAUGUCAGGAAGAAGCAGGGAACACCACAAUCCUGCCUUUGUGAGGCUGCUUUCAUCCUUUGGGUUUAGUGAAGUAAAAAAUGAGCAUUGUUGGAACUUCAUGUGAGUUUGGCUGUAUUGGAGUAAGGGGGUGGGGGUAAUGUACUGAAACUCCCACUGCUCUACACCUGUGUGUGCCACCUUUAAUAAGCAUUCAUCUCAGUAAAAUGUUCAGUGGUUACAUUGAAGAAAUUCUGUUAACUGGAAAAGCCUGCAUGCUUUUUUUGACUGUUGUGUUUACAGGGACAACUUAUUUUGAAAAAUACUGUACUAAUUAAAGCUGCAUCCUAAUUCACGAGCCACCUCCUUUGAAACAUUAGUUUGUUCAUAUUAAAUAUGAUCUUUACUCUUCUCUAAAUUAGCAACACAUUCUUAUCUCAGGCUGUCAUAUAAUGCUGUUUUCAGAUGUCACCUGUGUCUCACAAUUGGUGUAUUGGCACUGGUGCCUUAACCCUGCCAGGGGACCUGCACAGCCUGUGUUUGGAGGCUUUGGUUCAUUUGUACGUGUGUGUAACACUUAGUUUAAUGUUUUUAUCCACACACAGUUGGGUUUUGUUCUGUCACUGAUUUGAUUUGAUUGGUAGGCCACGUAAACUCAGAGUGGGGUCGGUAGAUGCUGAGGGUCAUAGUUGCCAACUUUCUGCAGAGUCAGUCACUACAGACCUCCAACCUUCAUGUGGCCUUCAGAUCAGCUCAAGAACAGUGUGUAGAGGGCUUCAUGGAAUGGGUUUCCAUGGCCGAGCAGCUGCAUCCAAGCCUUACAUCACCAAGAGUAAGGCAAAGCGUCAGAUGCAGUGGUGGGUGGGAGUGGCAGAGCAGAGUCAGUGUGUGAAGAACUGUGUGGCCUUGACAAAAAGCCAUUAUAUUACACCCCAGGAAUGAGAACGGUCUGACAGAGUCAUUGUAACUGUGAGGAAGUAGAAAACGUUCACAUGUAUCACUGCAAACAUCUCAGGAGGACCGUGAAGUAUUAGCAACCUGUUCCAUUACACCUGGACGACAGGAAAGUGAUAUUUGAGAUCAAUUCUAAAAGUUUUAGAUGUUCUUUACACGUUAGACUUGAAUGUGGUACUUAGAAGUACUAAAAAUGAGAGCGUGACAAAUGACAUGCUUCAAAGAAUGUCCCCCCUGAACUGUAAUGCAGUUCAAUUUAUGCAUUUAUACACUGAAUUUAUACAUUCAGUUGCAUAAGCAAAUACAUUUGCAGCAGCUACCCCCAGUUAACUUGUGAUCUAGCAUGGAAACAUACUGAAAUAAAUGUUGCAUUAUCCACACUGAGCCAUAUCCAGUGUAAUCCUAUAAUUUCUCCUGUCACGUAUCGCUGAUCGGCAGCUGAAAUCCAUUUCUGUGCAUUUUUGUAUAAAGCAGAACAAGUGAAAUUAAUUUUCCUCUGUAGUUCUUUUUUUCCUCUAUGUCCUUCAGAGGCGCACUGGUUUAAGGGGAGUCAUGUCCAUACAGUAGGAGAUACAGUAAAUUAAUGAGGUUGCAGCCAGCCCUCAACAUGUGAAACAAUACAAACAAGAUUAACAAACAAUGAAAAUGUAGCAGAAAGUUUUCAGUGAACCGUGGAGAUGUCUCUUGGUCUGUUUCCUGUUUCGUACCCUUUGGUCUACUUUUAUUUGAUUCUUUUCAUCAGAUGUAGUCUGUAAUAUCCACACUACAUAAGCAGAAAUCAUUGUCUCAAUUCACCUCAACGGGAACAGCAUGAACACGGCAGCUUUUUCCUCAUUCCUGCUGCACUGUGGGAAAUCUUUCAGUAUUCAGCUUUUCCAUUGGAAUCUGUCAUGUUUGUGUUUGGAAGUAACUUUUACUAUAAUGUUUAAAUAUGAAAAAAAAAAAAAUCUUCAUUGAAACCUGAAGGAAAGCAGCCCACACUGCCCACAGUCUGUGUAAUAUGGGCUUUUUUCUUUCUGUGUCCUGGCUGCUCAUCGUUCUUUGUUAUGUUGAACUUUCACUCCCAGCAUGUGGACGUCAGGCCUGUCACAGGCCUUUGGUGUUGGACUUUGAUGCAGACUGUAGCCACUAUGAAAAACCUGGAGCCAAAUGUUUUAUCCACAGUAGUGCUGAUGUUUUUAACCUUUUUAGAUUGUGCCUUGACCGCAGCCAUAUUUCUGUUCUUUGUAAAAAAAAAAAAAAAA